AUGCAUGAUCGUGAAUAUCCUGGAAAUGUAACAAUGUACGUUUCUGUUUUAACAAUGGACUUUUGGCCAACAUAUCCACUAGUUAGUGCUAAUCUUCCAGUUGAAUUACAUCAAUAUUCUUCACAUACAGAAUUAACAAUACAAAAUAUCACAACAACAAUGACAACAUUUAAUAAUUUACAACAACAUAUAAAUUGCUGUGAUUCAUUAAAUUAUCAAAUUAAUCAUACAACUACAAUUCCUCUUCAUACUUCUUCAUUAUUACAACAACAGCGAUAUUCUUGUCGAUCGUCGACAAACAUGCUUGCUUCAUCAACCGUAAAUCCUCUUUCAAGUCAUUAUUAUUCGUUAUCAUAUUCUAAUUCUUCUCAACCAACAACAACAACAACAACAACAACAACAACUCUUCUUCCUUCAUUAGUACCAUCAUCAACAAAUGGAUGUUUUCGAUUUCCAAAUGAUAAUAAUAAUGCUAAUAUGAACAAAGUCAAUAUUUCGAAAAAAAAAACUUUACCAAUUAAUGUAAAAAAAUGGUCAAUUCUUCAAGUUGGACUAUUCAUUGAAAAAUUAAUGAAUACUAUCAUUGCUAAAGUCUUUUGUGAACAUGAAAUCGAUGGUAGAGCAUUACUAUUAUUAAAAAAAAAACAUCUAUGUCGUAAAAUGAAAAUUAAAUUAGGUGCAGCACUGGUCAUAUUAGAUGAAAUAAAAAGAAAUAAAGAUAUAACACCAUUAUUGAAAAAUUUUUUAAUUAUUCAAAAUAAUCCCUAUGAUGAUGAAUUAAACCCGAAUGGAAUAGGUAACUGUGGUGUUGCAGAAAAUUUUUUAUGUGAAAAUGAAUUAAUUUCAAAACUUCAAUCUAUUCAAAUAUGGAAAUCAAAUCAUAUGUAUUAUCCAUAUCCAUCAGGACAAAAAUCAUUAUGGCAAGAUUUAUGUAAUUUCUUUCAAAGAAUUUUCCAACUUCAUUAUGACCUUGAUCAAGACCGAAUGCUGAUUUCAAGUGGUUUAACUGGUAUUAUAUCAUUAUUAGCUUAUCUUAUAGCAAUAAAUAAAGAUCUUCGACCACGUGAAACUAUUAUUGUUAAUCCAAAUAAUCCUAUUGGAGAUAUUUAUGAUGAACAAACUAUUCAACCGAUUUUACAAUUUGCAGCUGAAAAAAAUCAACAUGUUAUUAUAGAUGAAAUUUGUGCAUUAAAUUUUGCAUUAAGUGGUUUACGUGUUGAUGUUCUUUAUGCUGGUUCAAAUGAAUUAUGUUCAUCAGGUGCAGCAGCUAAUUUUAUUCAACUACCAUCUAUUCUAGUUCAAGAAAUAACAGCUACACUUCUAUCUGACCAACAAUGGAUUGAUUCAUAUAUAAAACUAAAUCGUUCAUGUUUGACUCAACAAUAUGCAAAAGUUAAAAAGACACUAGAAGAUAUAGAUAGUCGUAUUUAUAUUCGACCAGCUAAAGCAGGAUUUUUUAUAUGGGUUGAUUUUCGUUCACUAUUACAUGAAGUUACCUAUGAAGAAGAGGUUCGUCUAUUUCAAGUUAUAUUUGAACAUGGUGUUUAUUUGGUAUCAGGAUCUUUUCUUGGUUGUGUACAAUCAGGAUGGUUUCGUAUAAUAUUUUCUGUAAAAGAAGAAUGA
Rotaria sp. Silwood1 is the source of this 1623-nucleotide messenger RNA. NCBI's taxonomy places the organism in Eukaryota, Metazoa, Rotifera, Eurotatoria, Philodinida, Philodinidae. The record is from the annotation of a GenBank genome assembly.